Carassius auratus (goldfish) is the source of this 2489-nucleotide messenger RNA. RefSeq names its product collagen type IV alpha-3-binding protein-like. The transcript is spliced from 16 exons. NCBI's taxonomy places the organism in Eukaryota, Metazoa, Chordata, Actinopteri, Cypriniformes, Cyprinidae. Gene Ontology annotation, biological process: ER to Golgi ceramide transport. Gene Ontology annotation, molecular function: lipid binding. Bases 335 to 2161 code for a protein of 608 amino acids. The record is from RefSeq and is a predicted model, not a curated record.
AUCGUGAAUAGUGUGUGUGUGUGUAUACGAGCAACAGUAGACAACAGUGUUGUUGCUGUAGACGUGCAGUAUUGAUGUUUGGGUCACGUGAGGAUCAAAGGCUGGAAGACUAAAACGAUCGAUCCAUUGAUCUCGUCGCUGCGUGUCGUCAUUUGUUUGAUCAGAUGUUUGGUGCUCGAGUAGGAUGGGCUUUCACACCUGGCGCGGUUUACAUUAAGCGACUUCGGAGCUAGUGUUGUUGUUUUUGGCUUUUAUUUAUUAUUAUUAUAACGCGAUAUAAAAUUAGUAAAACAAAAAACAGGACGACCGCGGACUUUUUUCAUAUUUUUCCCUGAUGUCGGACUGCAGCUCGUCGGGUUCCGAUGAGGAUUUGGACCCUGAGAUAGAGCUGCUGGACGAGCUCGGCGGCAAACUCAGUAAGUGGACAAACUACAUUCAUGGAUGGCAGGAUCGCUGGAUUGUGCUGAAGGGCAAUAUUCUGAGUUACUACAGGUCAGCGGAUGAGAAGGAGUACGGCUGUAGAGGGUCCAUCUGUCUCAGCAAGGCUGUCAUCACGCCUCAUGAGUUUGAUGAAUGCCGUUUUGACAUCAGUGUGAACGACAGCAUCUGGUACCUGAGGGCUGAAUAUCCUUUGCUCCGGCAGCAGUGGAUCGAUACCAUUGAACUUCACAAGACUGAGUCAGGCUACGGGUCUGAGAACAGUUUACGUCGCCAUGGCUCUCAACUGUCCCUCACCUCUGCCGCCAGCAUCCUCUCCACCGCCUCUGCAUCCUCCUGCAAGAAGGGAUACAGCCUGCGGGAAAAGCUAGCGGAGAUGGAGACUUUCCGGGACAUUCUUUGCAGGCAGGUGGACACAUUGCAGAAGUAUUUCGACAACUGUGCAGAUGCUGACAGUAAAGAUGAACUCCACAGGGACAAAGUAUCUGAGGAUGAGGAAGACUUUCCAACCUUAAGGCCAGAUGGAGAUUAUCUGCUCAACAACAAUAGCAGCAAAGAGAAAUUAUUUCCUGUGGGCAGCCUCAAAGGUCCAUUAGGCAUCGAUUUCAAGGGUGAAGCAAUCACGUUUAAAGCUACUACAGCAGGAAUCCUGUCCACACUGUCCCACUGCAUUGACAUUUUGGUCAAAGGAGAGGAGAGCUGGCAAAGACGACUUGAUAAGAACAUUGAAAGGAGAAGACGGGCUGAAGAUUCCUGCAAAGCUGCACUGACCGAGCUGAAGAAGAAGCCUCAUUAUGGAGGACCAGACUAUGAAGAAGGACCAAACAGUCUGAUCAAUGAAGACGAGUUCUUUGAUGCUGUGGAAGCUGCGUUGGACAAACAUGACCAGAUCGAAGAGCAAAAAUGUGACUGUCCUGUUUUGCAGUCCCAGGCAGAAAGGAGCAGGGCAUCUCGCCGGAUCUCCCUCCCUCCAGACACCUAUUUCUCCAUCAGCACUCAGAAAUACUUGACUAAGCCUCACAGCCAAACUUCCUCCUCCUCCAUUGACCUCGUAAGUUCCUCCGAUGGCGUGCACCGGUUCAGUGCUCAGGUUGAGGAGAUGGUCAAGAGCCACAUGAAUUACUCUUUGCAGGAUGUGGGUGGAGAUGCUAACUGGCAGCUGGUUGUUGAAGAAGGGGAAAUGAAGGUGUACAGGAGAGAAGUGGAGGAGAACGGCAUCGUUCUGGAUCCUCUCAAAGCUACUCAUGCCGUCAGAGGGGUCACAGGUCACGAGGUCUGCCACUACUUUUGGGACACAGCUUUUCGGAACGACUGGGAAACAACUGUUGAAAGCUUUAAAGUGGUUGAGACACUCUCAGAUAAAGCGGUCCUCAUUCAUCAGACACAUAAGAGGGUGUGGCCUGCUUCCCAGAGAGAUGUGCUUUAUGUAUCGGUUAUGCAAAAAAUUCUCUCCACUAAUGAGAAUGAUCCAGACACCUGGCUAGUGUGCAACUUCUCAGUGGAUCAUGACGGCUAUCCACCUUCUUCUAGAUGCAUUCGUGCCAAAAUCAAUGUAGCCAUGAUCUGUCAAACGCUAAUCAGCCCACCAGAGGGAGACGAAAAGCUCACCAGAGACAACUUCCUCUGUAAAAUCACAUAUGUAGCCAAUGGUAAGUCUUUGGGGUGUUUGACCCUUCUAAUUAAAGUUUCAACCCCCAGCCCCCAAAAAAAAAAGAAAACUUAAGGUCAGAUGGGGUCUUAAAGUACAUGCUAAGUUGGGUCUCUAUAAGGUUUGUGUUUCUGAUACUAAUUAUUGCUUUUAUUCAGCAUUUAGGAAUUUAAUUGCUCAAAAGUGACCGUAAAGAUUUAAGAUUUUGUAAUGUUACAAAAGAUUUCCAUUUUAAAUAAAUGCUCUUCCUGCUGUAUUAACUUUCUAUUCAUCAAAGAAUCCUGAAAAAAUUGACAUGUACAAAAAUACUAAGCAGCCCAACUGUGUUCAGCACUGAUAAAAAUCUGAAAUGUUUCUUGAGCAGCAAAUCGGCAUAUUAGAUUGAUUUCUGAAUAUCAUGUGA